This is a messenger RNA of Thlaspi arvense, 1131 nucleotides long. NCBI's taxonomy places the organism in Eukaryota, Viridiplantae, Streptophyta, Magnoliopsida, Brassicales, Brassicaceae. The record is from the annotation of a GenBank genome assembly.
AGAGAGAGAGAGAGAGAGAGAGAGCUCCAGAACCAAAACACAAAACCACUAAAAGCCUGAAGACGUAUAAUCAUGUCGAUCAUGAACAUCCUUCCCGUUCCUCAAUCCCACGAUGGGUCGUUUUAUGCAACGAACAACCCGUAUCAGUUGAAUGGUCCAAGAGGGUUUUCGGAGUUCAGGAUGAUGGAAGAGAACGAAGAUCUGUUCGUGAGGUUAGAUUUCCCAGGAAUCACGAAAGAGAGUAUCAAGAUCCUUGUCGAGCCAUUGAAGAAGGCUGUUUUCGUGUUCGGAGACGCACCCAAGGAGCUCAAUCACGAUUCUUCUCACCGGAAAUAUGGAACCGCCACGGGUCUUGUCUGUGAUUGCUGUGAACUAAGCAACAUUCAAUGUUUUGUUGGAGACGGUGUCGUGAGGCUCAUUCUUUCCAAGAAGAAGAUCAAUCUUCACGUCCCUUCCUCAUGUUACUUUGGAGGUGCCAUAGUGCCUAUCACUCCCCCUCACUUUGCUCACAUAAUAUAUGGCUAUAACCCACAAGUAUAUCUGACAUUUUUCCUGGUAUGUGUUGAUUCACCUGUUGCAGCUGCAGGUGGCCAUCCUCUUGCUCAUCUUCGUGGACAAAACCUAGAAGGUCGCCGUGCCACUGACCCACUCGAUCCGACGUUAACGGGUCGGGUCAUACAGCCGCAUCCGUCAGUGUUGGAGGGACCCACGAGUGCGUACGAGUUUAAGCAGCUCCAAAACGGUGGUUUGUUUCUGCGUAUAGACAUGCCCGGUGUCCCUCACGACAACUUCACGGUGUCUAUUGAAGGCGACGGCACCGUCACCGUCAUCGGACGAGCCCCUCCGGUGUUGUUCGACUCGAGUGGGCGUGAGUACGGAGGAAAGGUCGCCAUCCUCCCUAGAAACUAUGACAGCCGUCGGAUCAAAACAAUCGCCAAGCACGGUGUCAUCCGCCUCAUCAUCCCUGCUUACUAAUUUCAGUGCAUCUUCAUGUUUUUGGCAUUAUUCAUAUCUGCUUUUGGAUUUUCGAAUAUUUUAUCAACAUUAAUUAAGACGUUCAUCUAAAUUAAUAUGUACGUAGGUAGGAUAAUAGCGCCCGAAAGUUGAUUCAAAAUGCGAAGGAAAUUAAAA